UAUAUAAUCGAAUAUAGUAGAGGCUAGGGUUUGGAGCUUGCUUCUUGUUCGUGUUUCCGCUCGGUGAAGAAGCUCUCCACAAACUUCAAUCGAAAAUGCCUAAGCAAAUUCAUGAGAUCAAGGACUUCCUUCUCACUGCCAGAAGGAAAGAUGCACGCUCUGUAAAAAUCAAGAAGAGCAAAGAUGUAGUCAAGUUCAAGGUCCGCUGCUCCAAGUACUUGUACACACUUUGUGUGUCUGAUGCCGAGAAGGCCGACAAGUUAAAGCAGUCUCUCCCUCCAGGUUUGAGUGUUCAAGACCUGUGAAAAUAGGGCUGCUCCAAGUUUAUCACCUGAUUACUAGGGGAUGAAAGCUAGAUUUUAAUUUUUGGUUUAUUGUAUUUCACGCCAUUUUGCAACAUUCAAAACUCAAAAUUUUCUGUAAUGGAUUUUUAUUUGGUGUUUUUAUGGAUAUUAUAAGGAUAAUAUGCACUUUUAUAAUGGUUAAUGAAUAUUUGUGCUUUCUUUUGUCAUAUUUCCUGUAUCAAUUCUAAGUAU
Messenger RNA from Durio zibethinus, 536 nucleotides. RefSeq names its product large ribosomal subunit protein eL38. Gene Ontology annotation, molecular function: structural constituent of ribosome. NCBI's taxonomy places the organism in Eukaryota, Viridiplantae, Streptophyta, Magnoliopsida, Malvales, Malvaceae. Gene Ontology annotation, cellular component: cytosolic large ribosomal subunit; ribosome. Gene Ontology annotation, biological process: protein-RNA complex assembly; translation. The record is from RefSeq and is a predicted model, not a curated record.